AUGGCACAUGAAGCCACCAGAUGGAUUCCAUUUACAAAGGCGGGGCAAUACCGCGGCUGGUCCGAGUCUCCGCCCAUCGGAGCCGACCAAGGCCGGGCCUGGUCGCAGUCGCCGCCCUCCUGCAAGGACCCGUCCAAGCGCUGGUCCGAGUCGCCUGUGCUGGUGCCCCUCCCACAGCACCACCGGCGAGCUGCGCCACCAACCCUACUGCCGGCGCCGGAGCCCAAGCGACCCUCGCCUGCGCCAGGGAAGCCGCAGGCGAACCGUCAACGCGCCCAGUCUCCGGCGUCCAGCCCUGGCAGCUCGCCGGAGCGGUUGCGCAAAAAGUCGCCCCCUUCGCAACCGGUGUCCACCUCUUCCACCGUCUCCAAGAGGCACCUGCACUCUUCCCCCCCGCGCAGUGCAGUUGCCCUGCCCCUGUGGUUCGGUGAUGCCGAAGGCUCUCGCAUCUCCUGGUGGCGCGACCACGUAGCCCCGAGUCGCCUGCAGCAAGUCCGGCGGCGCAGCGGAAUCGGCGGGGGCAGUGGCGUUAGCGGGAUCGUCUCUCCGCGGCAGCGCAAGCAGCCGCCGGCUCCGCAGCCCCAGCAUCUGGAGCAGCGCGCCGCCUCGCCGGCCCCCGCCAUCACCGUGACCGCUCCCGAGGGCGCGCGCCGGGCUUCCCGCUCGCCUGCGCGCAAACCUGCCAACGACCCGUCACCCCCCUCCAGGGCGAGGCGCACAGCGCCGCUGCACGGCCGCCGCUCGGAGAGCCCCCAGGUUCGGCGCCGUCGCCCCCCCUCACCGGUGCCGCCACCGCCGCCACCGCCGACGUCCUGGGACCGCCCCAAGAGGGACGCGUCCAAGCGGCGAGAGCCGGACAAGUCUCCGGACAGAGUCGACGACGCGCGCGCGAGGACGGACAAACGCGAGGGCAAAGACUGCGGCGAGGCAGAGCGUGCCGCCGCUCGAGAUCGCGAGCGCAGGGAAGAGCGCGACGCCGCCCGGCAGCUGCCGCCGCCGCCACCCGAAAAAGCGCCGGAAAAGGAGAAGGCCCGGUCGGAGCGGGAUGGCAAGGUCGAGGGCCGCUCCGACGGCUGGAGGGACGGCAGGGGGGCCGCAAGGGAAGGCCGGGAGCCGCGCCGGAGGGACGAGGCUUCGGCAGGAACGACCGGCGCCGCGGCCGCUGACGACAGGGCGUUUGGGCGCACGGGGCGCAAGCGGGAGGAGGGGAUGCGCAAGGAGGAUCGGAGCGGCGAGCGGGGCGGGCGCAGCAACGAGCGUGCGCAGGACAGAGGCCGUGGCGGCGGCGGCGGUGUUGGCAGCACCAGGGUUGGGCUUGCCACGUGGGACAGCAGAGCAGCGGCGGCGGCACCCGACAAGGCUGCACGGGAAAACCGCGAUUCCAGCCGCGACGCCUCGUUCGACAGACGUGAAGAGCGCCGGGAAAACCGCGAGCGAGGUGCUCACGUGGCAUGGGACGGCGCCGCGGCCCCCGGGAGCCGCCCGGCGUCCCCACCGGCGCGACCCUCCCAGCGCGGAGGCGCCUCGAGGGAUCUGCCGUCUCUGCCCCCGGCCGGCGAUCGUGACGCGGCGCGGCGGGAGGUGGAAAGGAGAGAGCGCGACCGCACCGACGGCGGCGGUGCCGGCGACCACAGGGACCGCGACAAGGAGAGGGAGCGUUCCGGCGCCGAGCACCGAGAGCACCGCGACAGGGAGCGCGCCGACGGGGAGCGGAGGGAACGCGAGAGAGCCGACGCCGAGCACCGCGAGCGCGAGCGCUCGGACGCCGAACACCGCGAGCGCGAGAGGGAGCGCGAGCGCUCGGCCGCCGAGCUGCGGGAGCGCGAGCGGGCGCGCCCCGCGGACGCGGAGAAGAAGGCCGAGCGAGCGAGGGAGCACAGGGAGCAACGCGAGAGAGAGCGAGCCGAAGGGCCGGACGCCGGCGAGAGGGAGCGAGGCAAGGAGAGGGGGGGCGGCGGCGGCGUGCGGGGGCGCGGCGGGCGCGGCCGCAGGAGGGAGGAGCGAGAGCGGCGGAGGGAGGAGCCGAAGGAGGAACGGCGCGAGGACGGAGACAAGAAGAGGAAGCGGACGCGAGACGUCAGCAGCCCGACUUCCCCGCGGCCUUCUGCAAAGAGACUGCGACUCAAGUCACCCGAGAGCGCCGACUCCUCCAACAGCGGCGAUGACCGAAGGCAGCGCCGGGGCAGGGAGACCCGCCUGUCCAGCCAGGUGGUGCUGCCAGCGGAGUCGACGCUCGCCGGCGGUAGUCCGGCGCGCCGGGCCGAGCAGACGCCAGAGCGGCGGCGCGAGGCCGACCGGGCCCACGGCGUGACGCCCGACCGUAACACCAGCCUCAUCCAGGAGCGCCUCAAGUCGGUGGCGGCGGGCGAGGCGCUGCCCACGCGCGAGAUCGACGUGCGCGAGCAGUUCGUCGACCGCCCGCGCAUGCCCCAGUUCCGCAAGCGCAAGCCGAGCCGGCCGCAGCGCCGCAAGCACAGCAAGUCGGGCUUCGGCGACAGGGCCGCGGGGUCGCGCGGCGGGAGCAGCACCGGGGAGCGCGAGGCGCCGCACACGCCGCCUCGGCCGUCGGAGCGGUCGGACGAAUCCGCCCCGGAGAGCGGGCGGAGGAAGAGGGCGCGCGAGGAGGCGGAGUCUUCCGACGACGAUUCGGUGACGCACGUCAAGAAACGCAAGGGGCCCAGCACCCCGCCCGUGCCCGCGCCCACCCCGCCCUCUUCCUCGCAAACCGAAGUGUCGCGGGACGACGUCGUCGUCGCGAAGAAGGAGCCGCCCGCGGAGCGACCCGAGAGUCCCAAGGAGGUGGACGAGAAGCCGGCGAGCAUCACGGCCGGCGAGGUGUUCAGCGAUUGGUCGGACGAGGAGGUGCCGUGCCGCCCCGAGGGCGAGCCGAGGGGAGACGACGAGGCGAGGAAGGGCGAGCGCGGCGGAGAGGCCCGCGGCGUCGGACUCCGCGACGAGAGGCCGCGGCCGCUCGGCGGAGAAGGCCUUCGAGAAGGGGCCUGAGUUUG
This is a messenger RNA of Lethenteron reissneri (Far Eastern brook lamprey), 3008 nucleotides long. Its product is annotated as zinc finger CCCH domain-containing protein 13-like. Lineage: Eukaryota; Metazoa; Chordata; Hyperoartia; Petromyzontiformes; Petromyzontidae. The record is from RefSeq and is a predicted model, not a curated record.